AUGUCGAAGUUGAACAUCGGAAGGCGCAAAGCCCGGAAACGCAAGCUGAGCAACAAAGAUGGCGACUCUACAACGGAAAAGGCACGGGGUGCUUAUUUACCGAAAAUCAGCUUUCAGCAAGCCUGUACCAUCGCGCCCGCCCAUUCGGCCGGCAAUCCAGGAGCUCCAGAAGCAAAGAGCGGUGUGUUACUGCCGACGCGUGACGCAGCCGCCCAACAACUUGCCAUUGGUCUUCGUGCUCAGGAGUUUGUGAUUAUUGAGGGAGCUGUUGGGAGCGGCAAGAGUUUCCUCGCGCAUUUCGUUGCCGGAGAGCUCGGACUGCCCGUGAAUGUGCUGCAAAUGGGAGAUCAACUCGAUUCGAAGAGUCUUUUUGGCACGUAUUAUGGAACCGAAGUGGCCGGCCAGUUCAAGUGGUCUCCAUCGCCACUCGCGGAGUGGCUGACGAUGCCCUGCGUGAUCCUGGUGGAAGAUCUGGAUCUGGCGAAUGCUGAUGUCGUAUCGGCGCUCAUCGGCCUGUGCGAAGAACGAACAUAUGUGAUGCCGUCGGGCCGAUGCGUUGAGCUGAAUGCUAGGGCAACUCUAGUGGCAACGCUCUCCGGCAGCGGUAAACGCAAUUCUUCGAUCGAUGGUUUGCCGUAUCGAGUGGCUCUGUCGCCGUUCACGGAUGCUGAAUUGAUUCGUCUCAUCAAAACCAGUCUGCCGCGCAUCUCCAGUAUUGCCAGCAGCCUAUGCAAGGUAUUUCGGGAUGUGGAAAGCCUGCCGAUGACAAGCAACGCGCGCCAGCUGAACACUACAGACUUCUUGCGUGGGUGUGGCCGCGUGGCCCAACUUUUUGAUCUCUCCGACAACAUGGCCAUUUUUGCCGAAUUGGUUGAUUGCUGGGGAUUGGCUGACCCGGAACCAAGAUCUUCGAUAAUAUGUGGACGAAUUGCGGCUUCAUUGAGCAUCUCAACAGAACACAAGUCAUCUGGAGAAAACGUCAAACUUUGCGAUGGGUCCCAGCACAAACUGGGCCACACAAAAGACGUGCUGCAGCUGAUGGAGCGUAUUGCAUUGGCUGUUCAAUGGAAAGAACCAAUGCUACUGGUGGGCGAAACGGGUGUUGGCAAGACCUCCGUCGUCCAAGCGAUCGCGAAUACGGUCGGAAAGAACCUGCGAGUGGUCAAUCUUAGCCCAACAUCCGACCCAGAUGAAUUGAUUGAAGGGUACAAACCUACAACAAUUGCCCAGCUGCUCGAGCCAUUUACGCAUUUUUACGACGAGCUCUUCAAAAAUUCGUUCGAUGCAAAGAAAAAUGCGGCUUUCUUGGGCCAUGUUCAGACGUGCUUGACCACGGGAAGAUAUAUGGAUUAUCUGACGGUUGUGGAGGUCACUGCGCAAAAAGCUUUGGACAAGAAAGCUGCGGACCGUCUGCCGAAGCACUUACUACCCAAGUGGGCGGAGGCCCUCGUGCGUUCGCGACGGAUACGAGAAGGCCUGCGGAAGGGCGCAUCGCCGUUUGCUCUGCAAAAGGGCAUCGUUAAGGAGGCAUCGGAACGGGGAGAUUGGCUUCUGAUCGAUGAGAUCAACCUGGCAUCUCCUGAAUGUUUGGACGCGAUUAUCCAUUCGAUCAGCAAUUCGCACCCUGACUUUCGCCUCUUUGCCUGCAUGAAUCCAGCGACGGACACCGGAAAGCGGAGGCUGCCAACCAGCGUCCGGACAAAAUUCAUUGAAUGCUAUGUGGCUGAGACGACGGAGCCGUUCCAAAUUCAAUUGAUCAUCUCGGCUUACCUACCAACGCUACGGCCGGAGGUCACGCAAAAGAUCACCAACUUUUAUCUCAGCUCCAAGGGCCUCUUUCCGGGGUGCUACAGUCUUCGGACUCUCUGCCGUGCCCUUUUGUUCGCUUCUGACAAUCUAUUCGGAAAUAUGGACCGUUCUCUGCUAGAAGCUAUUCAGAUGGCUUUUUUGUCCAAUCUUGAUUCAGAUGACAAGGCUAAAAUGCGCUCGAACAUAAGUUCCGCCUUCCCAAGUUCGACGACGAUCAAGAUUAGCGUCCCUGAAGACGGACAUCAUUAUACGGAGGUGGAAGGUUACUGGAUCCGAACGGGCACUGAGCUACCACGAAAAGAUGAUGCCUAUGUGAUCACAAAGACAGUGAGGGAGAAUCUUUCGGAGAUCAGCAGAAUUGUGUGCAGUGGCCGAUUCCCGGUACUCCUCGAAGGCGAGACUUCGGUCGGCAAGACAUCGAUUGUCUGCCAUCUCGGCGCAAUCACCGGCAACAAGAUCAUCAGAAUCAACAACCACGAGCAUACCGAUAUUCAAGAAUAUAUGGGCUCUUAUGUGGCAGACAAUUCGGGUCGACUGGUCUUUAGCGAAGGAGCAUUGGUGAGGGCUGUCAAGGAAGGCAGCUGGGUGAUCCUGGACGAGCUCAAUCUGGCGCCAACUGAUGUCAUCGAAGCCCUCAACCGGCUUCUCGACGAUAACCGCGAACUAUUUAUCCCGGAGCUGAACAAGCAGAUCUCAGCGUAUUUUAGAGCUCUUCUGUCGCGCUUUGUGGUUCUUCGCUUUCCGCAUCUGCCCUUCGAUGAACUGUCUCAUAUGGUAUGCGCCCGUUGUUCCGUCCAUCCAUCGGCCGCCAAUAAGAUGAUUGCUGUUUUAACGGAACUGAGAAUGCGUCGUUCCCUGUCUGGCCUUUUCUCGGCUAGGGAUGGGCUGAUGACGCUGCGUGACGUCUUCAGAUGGGGCAAACGCCUUUCGACAGACUCACAGGAAGACGACUGGCUCCAGGCGCUCGCCAACCAUGGCUUCUUUUUGUUGGCUGGUCGAUGCCGAAAUCCGAAGGACAGCAAGACAGUGGUUGAGACGCUCGAAAAGGUGCUGAAACGGAAAAUUGAUGACGUCAGCCUGUUCGCGGCUGAUUCCAAGUAUUUCCCGAAAGACCUACAGACGCACGAUGUUGUGUUGACCAAGGGGAUGCGCAAAAUGCUCGUCAUGACUUAUCAAGCUUGGCUUCGCGACGAAGCUGUUUUGGUCAUUGGGGAGACUGGGGGCGGCAAGACGACGUUGGCCGAGAUGAUCAGCCGUGGAAAUAUGCUGACGUUGAACUGCCACGAAAGAACGGAAACUGCCGACCUUUUGGGAAGGCUCAGGCCUCGCGAAUCCGGAGGUUUUGAAUGGUGCGAUGGAGUCGUCGUGUCUGCAAUGAAACAAGGCGCCGCUCUGCUCGUGGACGAGAUUUCUUUGGCAGAAGAUUCGGUUCUUGAACGCCUGAACCCGUUGUUUGAGGAAAACCGAUCCCUUUUACUUUCCGACGCCGGUGUCGAGACCACUUCGAUUGCCGCUGCACCGGGUUUCCAGCUAAUUGCCACAAUGAACCCGGGCGGAGACUACGGCAAAAAAGAGCUGUCAAAAGCUCUACGCAAUCGAUUCACCGAAGUCUGGACGUCGUGCGAAUUCGAGACUGAUGAGCUGGCCGAAAUUUGCGAAUUGCGUCUACGAAAGCAGGUCCGGAUCGGGGCUGAUGAUCGUCAUUUUGUGUCCACGGCUCUCAUCACCUGGAUCGCCAACUUUUACGAAAAAUUCUCGCACGUAUUCCGGCAUUUACCCUCCGUGCGUGACCUUGUCGCCUGCACCGACUUGUAUGCCGCAGCGGUCAACCACGGUCUUGGAAGAAACUUGGCGAUCAUUGGAGCGAUUCAUUGCUGUUUCCUUGAUGGCCUUUCGACGCUUCCCACCCGGUUCGCCGUCGAUUCGGAUGAAAUCAAGCGCAUUGGAAACGAAAUGAUCGCAGCUAUCUUGUCGACGGACGUGACGACCAUUUCCGAGCCCGUAUCGGUCAAAAUUGCUCCGACGCAACUUGAAAUUGGUCCAUUGGCUGUUCCAUUCGGCCGCCUUGACUCACGCCCGCCGCCCAACUUUUCCUUCAACGCACCGACCUGCGUGUCCAAUUUGUAUCGUGUGGCACGGGGUCUACUCAUCAGAAAACCGAUUCUUUUGGAGGGACCGCCAGGCAGUGGAAAAAGUAGCUCGGUCAUGGCCCUCGCGCAAGUUACUGGCCAUCCCAUUACUCGAGUCAAUCUCUCCGAGCAGACAGAUCUUUCCGAGCUAUUUGGAUGUGACGUUCCUGUUUUUCUCGACGACGGCGUCGUAUCGUUCAAAUGGCAAGACGGUCCGGUAUUGCGCGCGAUCAAGGCCGGCGAAUGGGUGCUGUUGGACGAGAUGAAUCUGGCUUCCCAAUCCGUUUUGGAGGGUCUGAACGCGUGCUUUGAUCACCGGGGCGUCGUCUACAUUCCGGAGAUCAACAAGACAUUCCAGAUACCCUCCGGCUCUGACGUUCGCUUCUUCGCCUGUCAGAAUCCACAAGCCCAAGGCGGCAAUCGACGCGCCUUGCCCAAAUCGUUCAUCAACCGUUUUACCACGAUAUGGGUCGACGACUUGACAGCCAACGACAUCUUCCUGAUUUUGCGCGAGAACGAACUGGCCGCUGGCAUUGACGAGGGCACCCUGCGGUCUAUGAUCUCGGUGAACGAAGAAAUGGGGCGUGCUGCGUUUCGAGGAGGACCCUUCACAUUCAAUCUACGUGAUUUGCUGCGCUGGAUCGAGGCUUACUGUGCGACACACAACGCUGCAUCGACAUUCAUGACGCUGUACAGCGCCCGCUUGAGGAAUUCGGGAGAUAGAGAAACGGCAUCGGAAAUAUUUGCGAAGUUUUUUGACGUCCGCCCAUGCUUGGUUCCGGCCAUGAUUUCGUGUGAUGAAUCUGCAUUGCUGAUCGGAGAUCGGCAAGUGUCGAAAACAGCGACCACUGAUGGAACAAACGCCGCGAACACAUUGUCCCUGCUGCCGACACAAAAGGUGCUUCUUUAUCAACUGGCUGCUUGCGUCAAAUUCGGAUGGUUGUCACUGCUCGUCGGUCCCAGAAACUCGGGAAAGCGUUCCGCCAUUACGACGUUGGCAACACUCACGGGCGCAACGCUGAAGACGAUAUCGCUGAAUGCAGAGACGGAUGCUCAAGAGUUGAUCGGAAGCUAUGAGCAGAUUCUUGACAACACGCAUCUUACAAAGGCUAAGGAGGCUCUACUGGCACUUUUCAAGUCGAAACUCGACGAUAAGAACCGACGGGCCGUUCAGGCAGCCGAUAGUCUUGUUAGUCUCGAGACUGCCGUCGAGUUGGCCCUGGCUUCAUUGGAGAACGAUGUGACGCUGAGUGAACAGUGUCAUUCUAUUUUGAAGGCUGCGGCGAGCUCGGAUAUGCGAUUCGCCUGGGUGGAUAGUCAAUUUGUGCGCGCGUUUCUGGAGGGGCACUGGCUGUUGGUUGAAGAUGUCAAUUUGUGCAGUGGGGCUGUGCUCGAUCGUCUGAAUAGCUGUCUCGAAGCCGGUGGAACAUUGGUCGUUGCUGAAAGGGGCGACUUUGUCCCGCUUCGCCCGCAUCCAAACUUCCGAAUCUUUUUCGCGAUGGACACUUUGAACGGAGAGGUCUCAAGGGCAAUGCGGAACCGUAGCGUCGAAAUCUUCGUUGAACAAGACUGGGCUUCCGACAUUUGUGAUUCGCUGGCGGUGCUCCGAUCUAUGGCCGAUCGGUCUUUUGAAGUCCCGACCAAGUUGAUCUACUCCCUGUCCACCCUGGAAAGUCAGCAACUUCUACGCCUCGGCGUUCUGUUGAAGGAAAUCGGGUUUGAAGACGCUCUUCGUCAUCUGGGUGUUCCCGUCGAAGAUCUGGAACCCUACAUUGGGCCGCUCUCGGUGCCGAUUAGCGUCUCCGCUGCCAUGUCGACCUCCGGGCUGAUGAAAUGGACCUGUGAUCAAUGGGAUCUGGCUGGACAGGGUGAACCUCAUCUCUACAUGCUGUUGAUGGCCUUGGCGGGCAGCAAGAUGACGCUGGUAUCUAUGGCUUCAGAAGGUUCAUUGCUAGGCCGACAGCUGUAUACCCGGCUCGCUGCUCAGCUCGAAGAUUUGAAGACGACAAACAACCCCAUCGACGGACGAUUCAACGGCGUCUUACGGAGCGAAAAUCGGAAGAUGGUCUUCGCGAUUACUCUGUUGAAAGAAUGGUGCCUUCGCCUUGUCGACUCGGAAUUCCUCCACGAAAAUUCUGCCGAAGCCCUUUCUACAACGCUUACUAAAUACGAACUGUCCAACCACGAAUUGACCUUUAAUGGGCUUCAUCAGAUCGCGCCAUUGCUACAAGCUGUGUGUCAUUACUUGAAAUCGGACAAGAUGCCGGAUGAGGAAGACGAAGAGAAGAUAGUGGCGUUCCUGCUACACUUACUGGCCUUUUCCGUGGAAGCCCGCAAGGAGCUGUCAAUGCGUUUUGGCUCAGCUCCUUUGUACAUCGCUUGGUCCGCCAUGCAGUCGGCCAGUUUCAACAGCUCCGUGGAGUUGAAACAGAACUUCUUGGCAAUGUCGUCGGUAUGGUCUCGAGAAUCGCACGAAGCAUUCGUCCGUGAAUAUCUGGUCGCCUAUGAAGCAGCGCGACCUGUUGACGGCUUUGAGACGCAGGCUUCUUCCGAGGAAUUUGUGAACCAGCUCUCCACAACCGUCGCUGAAAUGGAAAUGGAAAUGCCCGAAUCCCCCUUGGCCUUCGUCGAAAAACUCCUGCAACGGACCAUCAAGAUUGCGCACUUCAUUCGGGCGAACGGUUGCCAGCAAUUUGAUGAGAUUGCCAACGAAUAUUCGGACUUGAAGGCACUGUCGCAUCUGAAUUGGCGCGGUGAGGUACCGAGACGGAUCGCCAGAAUUGCCGCACUGUGCAACCAGUCUUAUUUUGGAGACACGGCGGUGGUCGAGCUUGCCAAUUUGAGCCCAUUUUUCGAAAUAAACAAUGCACUAUGGGCGGCGUUGGGAUACGAUGCGACCAUGUCGGAAUUGAAGGUCCGUGAUCUGAAAAUGUUCUCAUUGGAUGAAAUGCGCGACAAUUUCUGGAGACUGGCGGCUAAUUCCGGGGCGAUCCAACGUUCUAUCGGGAGCGAAUUGCAAAGGAUGCUGGACGGUUUCGAGGGAUGGACAAGUGGCGGGGAGGUUCUGGAAGUCGACUGGACUGGCAGAUUGGCGGCCGGUCUGACACUGAUGAAGAAGGCUUGCCCGCCCCCGGAGACAAUGGAUCCGAUCGUCUUCGAGGAAGCCAGCGAGAAAUAUCUGCUCGACUCGCUGAACGUUGUGGAGGGACAGCUGGAUUGUUUGGCCCGUUUCCGCCGACUCACAACGGCGCAGUCACCAGAAUGCGACGCAAAUUCGCCGCACCCAUUUAUCGGCUAUUUGUGGCGGCGAAGACAAGCACUUCGAGACGAGAUCGACGGACGGCGCACUUCGCAACGAUACUGCAUCUAUCGCCAAAAUGCUGCCGAAUACGCGAGAAUGAUUGCCGAGCUCCAAUCGUUCAUCUUGCUGACGGCCGAGACUGCUGAGCGAGCGCGUUCAAAUGCGGAGAGCGCACUGCUUUGUCUGUUU
Mesorhabditis spiculigera is the source of this 7428-nucleotide messenger RNA. The record is from the annotation of a GenBank genome assembly. Lineage: Eukaryota; Metazoa; Nematoda; Chromadorea; Rhabditida; Rhabditidae.